This is a messenger RNA of Pieris macdunnoughi, 849 nucleotides long. The record is from the annotation of a GenBank genome assembly. NCBI's taxonomy places the organism in Eukaryota, Metazoa, Arthropoda, Insecta, Lepidoptera, Pieridae.
AUGAGCGCCAACAAUUGCGACAGCAUGACAUAUUUCUCAAACGCCUACAUGCCGGACAUGAGGAACGGAGGUGGCCAUGACCACCAACAAGCCCACGCGCACUAUGGAGCUGUCCCGCAGCAAGGACACGAGUUGGAAGGGUGCGACCCACAGCUCAGACCUGCACAGCACCAUUAUUCUGCACAGACAGCACCUGGAAUGCCCUAUCCUAGGUUUCCACCCUACGAUAGAUUGGGGUAUUACCAGCAGAUGGAACAGAAUGGCUACCGGCCUGAUAGUCCAUCCCAAAUGGGUCACAUGGGCCCUAAAACGGAUGGAUAUGGACCGAACGGCCAUCAACCACCGGCUCCAGCCGUUUACACGUCGUGUAAGCUACAAGCGGCGGCGGCGACGGCGGGCGGAGUCCCAGGGAGUCCGCCCCUGGAGCAGGCGCAGCAGAUGCCCCACCACAUGCAUCCACAGCAGCAUAUGGUGCAGCAUGGGGUACCACCGCACCAGCAGCACCUCAUGUAUCCAGUGGAUGACAUGCAGCAUCAGACACAGAUGCCACCCAUGCAUCAGCAGUCCAUGCACGGGCAACAGGCGCCCCCUCAGCAAGCACCUCCAAACACCAACGCGUCGCUACCUAGUCCGCUAUAUCCCUGGAUGAGAAGUCAAUUCGACCCGUGUCAAAUAUUCUCUGGAGCGAAGUCCGCCCCUCUCGCUUUGGGGGAGACCCCAGGGGACGCGCUGUCCCGCGGCGAAGCUCAUCUUGGAGCCCUAAUGCGUUCCAUACACAUAGAUGAAGUUUUACCCACACAUCGCGCCCUCUUGAGAUUAUUUCGUUUCUUUGUUACGCGUUACGAUUGA